AUGUCUCCUUUUAACGAAUCCUUAUUCGUUGGACUUACUUUCAUCAAUUUUAAAUAUCCAAUUAUUUCUGUACAAGGAAUGGAGUUAGUUUAUUUCGUUAACUGUUCAUUCAACAACAACCAAGUUUCAUUUGAUUUCCCUAUGCUUACUUUUAACAAUUGUACCGCAAUUAUCGCAAAUGGCACGAUAACUAAGAAUAUUGUAGAGGCAACAUCACUUGUCGGACUUUCCACCGCUAUUUUAGGCCUAAUGAAUAUGACUGUUGAAGAAAACACUCAAUUGUCUCGAGGUCCAAUACCUUUAUUUGAUUUUACAAACGCAGCAUCAGAAAUUUCGCAAACUGUAUUUAGAAACAAUAGUUCUCCGAACUCUCCUUUAUUUGGAUCAUGGUUUUUCAUUAUUGUUUACAUCACAAAAUCCAAUUUUACAAAUAAUUUCUGUGGUUCAUCAGCAUUAAUAGUUGGAGACUCUCUUGCAAAUAUAACAAUUGAAGAUUCGCUUAUAACUAAUAACUAUGGAGCUCUAGUUCAUUCAAUGACGAUGUCUUCUAUAAAUAUCUCAAAUUCCAAGGUGAAAGAGAACUUUGCAUCAGAGUCAGCGCUUGUAUUUGCACCAAGAUCAUCAAUACAGUUCUUAAAUCAAACAAUUGUUGAGAAUAAUAUAGCUGAUUCAAUUAUUUCAUCACAGUUAACAAAUGAAACAUCAUUAGUACUGAAUUCAACUAUAUUUGUUAAUAAUUCAUGCUCUGACACUGCUUUUGCCCUUUAUAAUAGCAAUUCUUGGGUUAUUAACUCAACAGUUUCUUCUAACACUGUUGUUGGCCAUCCGUUCAUAUCAAUUCAGAUCUCAAACUUUACAAUUGACGGUUCUACAUUCAAUUCAAACUGGGCAACGAAUGAAGGUUCAGUUGUGAAAAUAGAAGACUGUAGCGUUAAUGCAAACUCAUCUCUGUUCUCUGAAAAUAGUGGAAGAUUGUCUGGAGCAUUCGAUAUCGCAAUACAAACUAAUGAAACUUUGAAAUUUGUAUUUCAAAAUUUGACAUUUAAUUCGAAUGAAGGAAAAAUAGUCAGUUCUGUCUAUUUUAGUAAUAAAAUACCGGAAUCGCGUUUUGAAUACUGCAAAUUCUCUAAAAAUAGGUUUGAUGAAGUCAAUGGCCAUUUAAACCUUCCUCAAACGUUCUUUAGAUGCAGAUUUAAUACGCAGAACAACUCAUAUAUAUCUUUCCAUAUAUCAUCUACUGUUGAAAAUCAACCAGAUGAAUUUGUUUUUAUUAUCUGUUUAAUUUUUUAUGUAGUAUCUAUUAUAUUGCUUUCUGCACUAAUACUUAUCCCUAUGGAUAAGUUUAUUGCAUCUCAUUUAUGA
Messenger RNA from Trichomonas vaginalis G3, 1362 nucleotides. RefSeq lists its product as uncharacterized. NCBI's taxonomy places the organism in Eukaryota, Parabasalia, Trichomonadida, Trichomonadidae. The record is from RefSeq and is a predicted model, not a curated record. The transcript has a single exon. The coding region runs from base 1 to 1362 and encodes 453 amino acids.